GACCAAUAGUCACACAUAGUGAAAUUUAGGGUUUGUCUUGGUGCAAAAAUGGGAGAGUUGGGAGUUUUAGCCAUAGUGGCCAUCCUUUGUUCUAGAGGUCACUCUGUGCCUACCAACAGCAAGACCCCUCUGUCAAUUACAUUUCCAGGGGAAAUUCAGAGCAGCAUGACUAAUGCAGAACUGGCUGAGAGGUACCUUCUACAGUUUGGGUAUAUGACCCAAGAGCAAGGCUCAAAUGUCACUUUAAAAAAUGCGCUCACCCUUAUGCAACAAAAGCUGGGACUUACAAGGACUGGAGUCCUAGAUACCGAAACACUGGAGGCCAUGAGAAGACCUCGCUGUGGGUUUCCAGAUAUUGGGAAAUUCAACACAUUUGACGGAGAUUUAAAGUGGGAUCACAAUGAUAUCACAUACCGUAUCCUGAGCUACUCCCCUGACCUGGACCCCGAAGUGAUUGAUGAUGCUUUUGCCCGCGCAUUUAAAGUCUGGAGCGAUGUCACACCUCUGACCUUCACCCGUAUAUACAGCGGGGAACCUGAUAUCAACAUUCUGUUUGGACCUGAGGACCAUGGGGAUCCUUACCCCUUCGAUGGAAAGGAUGGCCUCUUGGCCCAUGCUUAUCCUCCUGGCCCUGGGGUUCAGGGUGAUGCUCAUUUUGAUGAAGAUGAAUUUUGGACACUUGGUACCGGAACUGUGGUAAAGACUCGCUUUGGGAAUGCUGAAGGGGCCCUGUGUCACUUCCCCUUCAUAUUUGAUGGGCAGUCAUACUCUUCCUGUACAACCAGUGGAAGAUCAGAUGGGCUGCCUUGGUGCAGCACUACCCCCAGUUAUGAUCAGGAUAAAAAAUAUGGCUUCUGUCCCAGUGAGUUGCUCUACACCUAUGGAGGAAACAGUGAAGGCCAGCCCUGUGUUUUCCCUUUUAUCUUUGAUGGUGUGUCAUAUAAUGGUUGUACCAAGGAAGGCCGCCAAGAUGGGUAUCGCUGGUGCAGCACAACUGCCGAUUAUGACCAAGACCAGAAAUAUGGAUUUUGCCCUAACCGAGAUACAGCUGUGAUUGGUGGAAACUCCCAGGGAGAACCUUGUGUCUUUCCAUUCACAUUUCAGGGGAAGAGAUUCAAUUCCUGCACUACAGAUGGACGGGAUGACAGAAAGUUGUGGUGUGCCACUACGUCCAGCUAUGACCAAGACCGCAAGUGGGGCUUCUGCCCUGAUCAAGGGUACAGUCUUUUUCUGGUGGCAGCCCAUGAGUUUGGCCAUGCCCUUGGUCUGGAGCAUAGUGAAGUUCAAGAUGCUCUCAUGUACCCCAUGUACAGCUACGUUAAAGAUUUCCAACUUCAUGAAGAUGAUGUGCGUGGGAUCCAAUAUCUUUAUGGUACAGGUUCUCGUCCAAAUCCUAAUCCACCAAAGUCUACUAAGAAGCCAUUAGCUACCAAAAGUCCCAGGAGGACUACCACCCGACCUGUUCGUCCAGUGGACCCUGCACAAGAUGCCUGUAAGGUGGAGAAGUUUGAUGCCAUUGCAGACCUACAGGGAGCUCUUCACUUCUUCAAGGAUGGGUUGUACUGGACUCUGACUCCCAGAAGUAAGAAUGCUCCUCAGAACCCUCAGCGCAUCUCAGAUACAUGGCCUGGCCUUCCAAGCAGAAUUGACACUGCAUUCCAGGACCCCACCAGCAAAAGCAUUUUUUUCUUCUCAGGGCUCAAGUUCUGGCAGUACACAGCUACAAGUGCUUUAGGCCCACGCAGCAUUGAGAAGUUGGGUCUGAACAAAGAUGUGGAAAGCAUCAUGGGAUCUUUUGCUCGUGAUAAUGGAAAGGCUCUCUUAUUCAAUGGGGAACGAUACUGGAGGCUUAACCUAAAGACAUUGACAAUUGAUAAUGGGUACCCACGGCAAACAGCUGCAGACUAUCCCGGUGUUCCUGGUGACUCCCAUGAUGUUUUUCUCUAUCAAGGGAACUACUACUUCUGCCAGGAUCAAUACUUCUGGCGGGUGACAUCACGCAAGCAACAAGACAUGGUUGGAUAUGUCAGCUAUGACCUCCUUCAUUGUCCACAGAAUUAAAUGGGGGGGGGGCUGGGUUGAAAUGGUACACACUGAAAAUACUUAUAUAUAUUGAAAAUCUCUUCCUCUUGGCCUUAAGACUGCCCCCCAUUUAUUGCUUUGAGGCUUCCCAAGAGCACACUUCAGGCUGGGAUCCCCCCCAUACAGUGGCAUGGAAAUGGAAGCAAUGUACAGGUGUUGUGCUUAUAAAGACUGCAACUAUUGUUUUACUAACUGUAUUUUGUAGGAAUAAGGAACAGGUGAAUGUCUGUAUGUGAUAUUAGAGUCUACUGUCUGUAUUUUUAUACAAAGUACUUUACCCAACAGCAGCUCUUUUCUUUUUUUCAAACAAUUUUAAUUAUUGUGGUGCAUCUAGAAGUGGACAAGAGAGCAUGAUUAUUACACACAGGGAUGGCCGCCAUUCUUAUGAGAACAUCUGGGCUAAAUGGCUCCAGUUUCCUAUAGCAACCAGUGGGAAACUGACUGAUACAGAACAAAUUAGAAAAUAAAAAAGCAAAGACCUGAUUAUUUUAUAUGGGCAACUGCAGUGUGGAAUUUAGCAUCUACACUUUUCUAGGGUUGAAUGGGUGUCUUAUGAUUUGCCCAUCACGUGUAUUCUGAAGUGAGCAAUGCAAAUAUUAAUCUAUAAUAUAAAUAAACAUUCUCUUUGGCCUA
Xenopus tropicalis (tropical clawed frog) is the source of this 2715-nucleotide messenger RNA. It is a transcript of the gene mmp9, whose product is annotated as matrix metallopeptidase 9 gene 1. The transcript is spliced from 13 exons. The record is from RefSeq and is marked provisional. Gene Ontology annotation, molecular function: metalloendopeptidase activity; zinc ion binding; metallopeptidase activity. Bases 49 to 2061 code for a protein of 670 amino acids. Gene Ontology annotation, cellular component: extracellular matrix. Gene Ontology annotation, biological process: regulation of multicellular organismal process; proteolysis; animal gross anatomical part developmental process. Lineage: Eukaryota; Metazoa; Chordata; Amphibia; Anura; Pipidae.